This is a messenger RNA of Plasmodium fragile, 2790 nucleotides long. Its product is annotated as CD99 antigen. Bases 1 to 2790 code for a protein of 929 amino acids. Lineage: Eukaryota; Apicomplexa; Aconoidasida; Haemosporida; Plasmodiidae. The transcript is spliced from 6 exons. The record is from RefSeq and is a predicted model, not a curated record.
AUGAAGACUGUUUACGAAGAAUUUGUAACAUAUAUGGAAACAACGGAUCAGGACACACCGCAUGGGCAACUAUGUCAGGAGGCUGAGCAACGACACGCGCCACGCCAAAUAACAGCAGGAGAUAGAGUCUUAUGCGAGUUGAUGUUGCGGGCGUUGCAUUUUAAGCAUAGGUCCCAUAUGUUCAGCGCAGGCCUAGGCGAAGGACGCACUAAGGUUGCAGACACCAUUAGUACCCCAGAAUAUAUGAGGUGUAUGAUAGUGAAUGUAUUUAUGAAUGAUAUAUUGGGCGAGGCGUGCCUGCAGACACACGGUGCCACGUACGCAUUUGACGCGGCGGAAGGUUUAUUAACAACCAGUGAGGGGGCCGGAGGGAAUGAAGCAUGUGACCGUGUAAACUUCGCCAAUACCCAAGUAGCCGGGGGUAAUUUAAGGGACGCCAUGAUAACAUGGUUGGGGCAAAAAAAGAUACAGUGGGGCGAUACACAAGCUGCAGGAAUAUUCAGCAGUAGGUGUAGCGCAUGGACGCACCAGGGAAAGGAUAACACGGGGCACAACAACCAGGCCGUGUACGCAGAAGAAAUAAAGGCGGAGGUUACAGGGCGCAUACGAAAUGUACAAGACAAUAUUGAUAAAAAUGAAGAUGAGAUAAAACAGAAUGUGCUGGAGAAGAUCAAGCAGAUGCAGUCCAGUACGAGCAGUACUGGACAUAUAACUCCCGCCGCUGCCGCGGCCACACCCGUUGCGACAACAGCUGCAGCUACGACCAAGGACAAAAACGCAGAAGGCACGAGUAAUCACAAGAAAGAAGACUCGUCCCAGGACACUCCAGGUGAGGAACAGUGCCAGGAAGGUAACUCCCAUACGAAAGCAUCAGGUACAGAGAAGCAUGCGAACUCGCUUGUCACUGUUGAAAGGGGUACGCACAAAUACGAAGGCCAGCAGCCUACAUGCGCCACGAUCAAGGAGUUGGAGCGCUUGCAAAAAUCCAUGGACGCUGGACACAAAUCCAAGGCUGAUCGGGAUGGCGAUGACGUCGUUGACGGCGGCAACGAUGACCCCCCUCCUCUCAAUCCACCCACAAAUCCACAACCGAACACGAACCGCGAUCAAUCCGGUAGUAGUGGCAGUUUCAGUGAUGCUGAUUUGGCGGACGGAGUUUCUGGUGGGGAACGAAAGGGAGCUGUUACUAUAGGUAGUCCCUCGCCCGUCAAAAAGGAAGACCACUGUACUAAGAGAGAUGGCGAACAUGAUUGUGAUCUCAAAUUAGCAGUACCAUUUGAACCUACCAUAAACCUCUCGGAUGGACACUUCGGAACAGGACCAACACCAGGUCCCACGGGGAACCCUCCGCACAAUGUGGAACACGGUGGCCGCUUCUUCCCUGACCUAACCGCCGACGUCUUUACCGCCACUGCUCCCGUCCUGUUUUUUCUCGCUGCCGUCACCGUGGCCCUUCUUGGUUAUUCCCUUUGGAAGUACUUUGCGUACCUCGCCAAGCGCCGACGAACGUAUCGAACCGUUCGUGACGUUCCGUCACCGCCACUAGACGAAGAAAUAUUGCAGCAUCUACAACGCCGCGAACUACCGCCACCCGAUUACGGGUACACGAUGAGUAGGGAUACGCGACCUGCAUCUGCUACCGAACGACGCGGACAACGCCCACCACGCGUGCAUAAACGCACGAUCAUCGAGCUACAUCUAGAAGUGCUCCACGAAUGUGAAGCGACCGCGUGGGAAAACGUCAAAGACGACUAUUUGCAGAUUGUAUUGCAGGAGUUUGCACAUGACUUGGAGCCGGAUGCACACGGGCACAGUAGUUCCACGGUGUGUGCUGCGAACCGGGAGUCAUCAACGGACGAUUCAUCAAACCACGAUUCGACAACCCGGGAUUCAUGUCCACCUAAUGACCCCGAUCCAUGGCGUUGCAUGGAAACCAUACAGUUAGCAACGGACCGUUCUCAACCUAACGAAGAUAACCCAUGGAGUUGUAUGGAAAACAUACAGUUCCCAACGGACCCUUGUCCACCGACCGAAGACGACCCAUGGAGUUGUAUGGAAACCAUACAGUUCGAAACGGACCCUUCUGCAUCUAACGAAGAUAACCCCGAUCCAUGGAAUUGUAUGGAAAACAUACAGUUAGCAACGGACCCUUGUGCACCGCAUGCACACGACCCCGAUCCAUGCACGUGUAUGCACACUAUACAGUUAGCAACGGACCCUUGUGCCCCUAAUGCAGACGACCCCGUUCCAGCCACACACACACCCACCUGUGCUGAUCCUAAACCCGAAAUCACACCACCACCAGGCUCCGGUAACGCAGUCACAGACACACACACCUGUGAUCAUCCUCAGCCCGACAUCACAGACAUACCCACGCACGACAUAGUCCCGGACAUACCCACAUGUGAGGAUCCUAAGCCCGAAAUCACAGACAUACCCACACGUGACACAGUCACGGACAUCCCCACACGUGCACCUCCUGCGUCCGCAAUCACACCACACACAGUCACACACGACACCAUCACGCACAUGCCCACAUGCGCAGACCCCGUCACGGACAUACCCACAUGUGAUGAUCCGAAGCCCGAAAUCACACAACACACACUCACAAGCGACACUGUCACGGACACACCCACAACCCUACACCCACUAUCCCAGUUCCUGCACCGGGACUGCACCAUUAAGUCCUGCACCCCAAACCCUGAACCACUAAACCCUGAACCCUCAAGACUAAACCCUGAACCUUCAAGACUAAACCCUGCACCCUCAAGACUACACCCUGAACCCUAA